AUGCUGCGCUUCAGCAUGCGGCCUGAAGACUUCACCCCCUCAGAACUCCCGGCCUUGGAACUCUUGGCCUCUGACCUCACAGCCUCAGAACUCCUGGCCUUGGAACUCUUGGCCUCUGACCUCACUGCAUCAGAACUCUCGGCCUCGGAACUCCCAGCCUCAGCACAGGCCUGGCAUGGCAGCUUCUUGGCACAGUAUGGUGGUCUCUUGGUGCAGCGUGGCAGUCUGCCAUCCCAACGUAGCGUCCUCGUGGCCUGGCAUGUGGAAGCGGAGGUUCAGCAGCAGGUUGACACGAUGGUACAGCCUAUGCCUGGAUAUGGCGAGCUGCUGGAGAAAGGCUUCUCCCGGAUGAACACUGCGAUGGCUGAGUGCACGGACUGCGGCUUCGAGCUCUCCAAAAGGACCCUACUGGAGAAUGCAUCCCUCACCGUAAACGAGGGGUUUUUGUUCCUGAUUUGUGCCGUGGCCUGGACUCUCCUUCGGAAGGCUGCUUCGCGUUACCUUUUUCAGCCAUUAGCUCACUGGUGUGACCUGCCACUCCGAGAUGCUGCCAAGAUGCCAGAAAGUGCGUGGAAGCUGACUUUCUACACGGCCUCCUGGUUCUACAGCACCUACCUACUCUUCCUGACAGAUUAUCCCUUCUUCCACGACCCACCAUCCGUCUUUUAUGGUACAUAUAUCAUCCUGCUGGUGGUGAAGGUCCUGACUGGCCAAGUCUCGGAGGUCAAUGAUGUGCGAGAGUAUGACAUUGAGGAUAGUUCAAGUCCAGCUGUGUACAAGAAAUAUGAUCAUCUUCAUUCCUCGAAGGACGGAUACCAGACAAUCUCUGGUACAUCCCUUCAACAACCACUCUUCACAAACUGGAGAGGGUCUGAGCAGCGAUCAAGAGUUGAAAGCAAAAACAGAAAUGGCUGGAGAAAGUCAGCAGGUCCGGCAGCAUCUGUGGAGAGAAGAACAGAGUCAAUGUUUUGAGUCCAGUGACGCUUCUUCAGGAUGGCUUUGGAGCUUUGUUUGCUCUCUGUCUGGACUGUGAAAUGGCGUCCAAAAAUCAGACAGUAACCAGGAGGUACAUAAUCGCUGGACAGGCCUCAGAUAAUCCUCUGUACCUGACCACACUCGCUCUGAGGCACCAGUUCAGCUAGUGAUUGUGUAUCUAGAAGAUCCCCAGAUCCCCCUCACACCACAUCCAACCACCACAUCCUGAUGACUAGACGUAAAAAGUCAAUCUCAAUGAUUUCACUCUUAUCACUUGUGUGCCAACGGUCUUGCCUGUUUCUGCAUGUCUUCCUGAUCUAAAGUAGAACACUGCAACCAUAUGAUAAUGGGACAUAAAUACUUUGUACAAAACAAAAUAAAAGGAGAGAAACAUUAAA
Messenger RNA from Rhincodon typus (whale shark), 1373 nucleotides. RefSeq names its product ceramide synthase 1 (gene cers1). The record is from RefSeq and is a predicted model, not a curated record. The transcript has 6 exons. Lineage: Eukaryota; Metazoa; Chordata; Chondrichthyes; Orectolobiformes; Rhincodontidae. The coding region runs from base 1 to 972 and encodes 323 amino acids.